Messenger RNA from Hansenula anomala, 333 nucleotides. RefSeq lists its product as uncharacterized. Bases 1 to 333 code for a protein of 110 amino acids. The transcript is spliced from 2 exons. The record is from RefSeq and is a predicted model, not a curated record. Lineage: Eukaryota; Fungi; Ascomycota; Saccharomycetes; Phaffomycetales; Wickerhamomycetaceae.
AUGAGAUCCUUCAAGCUUGUUUUUUGGCUCAGCUUCUUGGGGUUAGCAAUUGCGUAUGAACAAUUUUGCAGAUGUCAAUGUGAUUCCAAGUACAAAAUUAUACCGUUACAAGAUCAAGGGUGCAAUACCUGUACUAAAAACUAUUGCUUGUCGUUGAACCUUGAAGAGUGCAAAGAUUUCACUGAGGAUGAAGUGUUAACAACCUGUUUCCAAAGAGAAUCAACAAAGGAUCAACUCAUAGUAUACACUUUCAUAUUGGUAACAUUCGGUCUGCUGUCAUAUGCAAUUGUUGGGAGACCAUUGUUGAUCAAAUACAGAGUAAGUAUUGAUUAA